Molecule: messenger RNA, 4786 nt
Organism: Cladocopium goreaui
Lineage: Eukaryota; Dinophyceae; Suessiales; Symbiodiniaceae
Source: the annotation of a GenBank genome assembly
CUCACUUUGCACCUUUUCAAAAGCUUUUUAGCAAGCCAUGUCACCAUACGAAGGUGACUCCGAUGUGGUGGAGAGCCCCACGUCAAAAGCCUGUCGUGGUUGCUUUUCGGUGACAGCCGUGACCAACUCCAUUUUGUCAAAGGUGCCACAUGCGCGACUUUUGGCAACUCGUGACUUUCACUUCCGUCGUGACUUCCGUGAUUUCUGGCGACGUGACCAUCCAAUCGAGGCCAGUUUUAGUAGUUUUUGUGAAGUCAUGGUAGGCUGCCGACAGCCAGAGCAGUCUCAACAGAUGUGCUUAGAAGAGCUCUCCUUUGAUGGGCUACAAGGUUUACUUUCAGAUUCGAAUGAGGAUUCGGUGAAUGGACCUGUGAUGACGACAGGAUUGACAGUCUGUAUGCAACCCUAUUUGGAAGAUUUGCUGGUUCGACGGCAGGGUUUUCGUGGUUUUGUUGAAAUCCUAGCCAGUGUUGCAGAUGCUGAUGAGAAUCUCCCACAGAUUCUUUCAGAAGUAACUGCCAAAGAUCUCUUCAUUGCCUUGUUGCUGGUGAAUCCAAAUCGUUUAAAGCGAGUCCGCUUGGCCACAGACUACAUGACGCUAAAGGCGCCUUUGCCUUUGGUCUUUCGUCAUCCCGAAUGGGCCAAGGAGGCUAAGGACAUGGCGGGGAGUAGUGUUUCCAGUGUUUCCAAGGCGAAAGCACAAGCAGAAUUUGAUUUGCUGCAAGACAUCGCCUGUGUUCCCAGAGAAGGUCGUACUUUGAUACUGAGUUUGGGCACAGAACAUGUGACCGGCUGUGGUAAGACGACAUUGUUGGGUGCCAUGGGUCUAGCAACACCUGAAGAUUUAGAUGUGAGACCUUCAGGUCCAAUGCACAACUUGUCAUGCGAUUUGUUUUGUGCCGAUCCAGAUCUCUGGUUGUUGGAUGUCCAUGGAUCUAUGGAUGAUGACGACCUGCGGAAUGCCGUGCUUGCUUUCAAUCUCUGGGGUUCUGCCGUGGCACUGGUUCACUGCGCCACCAGUGACUUUCAUUCCACAGGACUGCCGCGAAAAGAACUGGUCGGACUCCUGAACGACUUGGGAAGUCACUUGACCGGAAGACAGUUGAGGGGAAGUGGUGUCAUCAUUUUGAUCCGAGAUUCAAGUGAAGAAAGUUUCGCCGCCAAGCGUCCGGCGAUUGAAAGUGGCCUCAGUCAGUGGGCUGCCCUUGUUUUCGCCGUGGAGGACUGCCGGAACUUCCGGUCAGCAGCACGUCGUGCAACUGCCAUGGACAAGCUCCGAGUGCGACUGGAAGAUUCCUGGAAGACCUUUCGAAAAGACAGCAGUUGUGGCACCAGCUGUUUGGAAGACCUGCGGAAGAUCCAUCAGCUCAUCUCCGAGGGUCAGCUGCGCAAGGAAGCACCAGCAACCCCCAAGGCGUCGGUGGGAACGUCGGCAUCGUCGUUGGGCAAAAAACUGAUCCAACUGCUGGACCGAGCCUUGAAAACACCAUCGCUCUACGAAACGCUCUUUCCAUUGAGUGCCAUCAAGAGGCGGCUACGAUCUCUGUGUCAUGACAGCGGCGCCGCUCCCAAAGCGGGCACUUCCAAGGCCGAGCAGCUUCGCUUGGAAGAAGAACUGGUCAAGACACGUGCGGCCAAGAUGAAAAAACUCAAUGAAGACUUUCAGGAAGCCUCCAAGUCUGAAGCCUUGGAAUUUUUCCAGUCGUGCCUUUCCUCCGAGAACUUCCAGGCUUUGUCCGCUCUGUCGGAGAUCGGUCACUAUUUGGACGCCUGGAAAUCGCCUCUGUCGAAGCCAUUGCUGACGCGGCAGCGUGAACUGAUAGACAUCUUGGCUGUGGCAUCAGAGACGGCACAGGAGGAGACUAAGGCGCAAGGUGAGCUGAAUGAAGUCAUGAACCAAUUGGCUGAACUGGACUUCAGUGCUGACACCUUCUGGACGGAAUUGGAACUUUUAGCCACACGAGAAUCACAGAAAAGCAAGGAUGCCAUGGAUCCAAAAUUUGGACGAGCAGCUGCUUGUUGGGCAUCGUUGUUAGUCUCGGGACAUCCGUUUCAAGUGUUGCAUAGUCGUCCUCUGCAGAUGGCUGGUGGUUUCUUGCGAAGCGUUCUGGCAUCCAUUGGUGCACCAUCGGUCAAUCUCUCAGGGAUUUAUGUGGUCUCAGUGAUUGGUGCCCAAUCUUCCGCCAAAUCGACCCUGUUGAACUUUCUCUUCGGCAGUGGUUUCGCGGUCUCCUCCGGUCGUUGUACCCGUGGAUUGUACGCCUCCUACUUCUCCUCAGGGCCGAAGGGUCGGCCAGUUCUGGUGUUGGAUUCCGAAGGCUUGCUAUCACUUGGAUCAGAAGGCAGCACAUUUGAUGGGCAAAUUGCAAUGAUGUGCAUGACUUGCAGCCAUCUGGUGUUGGUGAACAACAAGGGAGAACUUUCUCGACAGCUUCAGGACCUUCUGGAGAUUUGUCUCUUUGCCAUGAAGCACCUGCGGCUCAGUCGCAUUCAGCCACGGCUGGUCUUCGUGCUGAGGGAUCAACAUGACAGAUCUCGUAGCGUUCAUGAAGAUAUGCUGAAGCAGAUGAAGAACAACCUGGAAGAUGCAGCAAAAACACUGGGAUCUCCCCUUCAAGAUUUGAUUUUGUUGGAUGGCACCGCAGUCUUUCUGCUUCCAUCUGCCAUGAGCUCAGAACUGAGACAAGGUAAGGAAGUGUGUUGGACCAGUGAAUUGUUUGCAAAGGAGGUGCUGAAACUCCGCUCAGAUGUCUUUCGCUGGCUGGAAGAAGAUUGUCGCCAUCGAGAAACACGUGGCCCAGUACCGGAGUUCUCAUCCCUUGUGAGUUGGUUUGACUAUGCGACCACCGUGUGGGAAACAUUGGAUCAGUUUGGUCAACAGUUGCUCCACUGCCGUACCAUCCAUGAAAUCGAGCAGCGCCGAGAGCUUGCAGAUGUUGCCAAGAAUGCGGUGAGAGAAGCCUUGGAUGGAGCUGGCUCAGCUGAUGCAGGUCAUGCAGGUUUUCACGAGAGAGCCAGGCAACUGGUGGAUAGCUUUGUCAACCGAAUCCAUAACCCAACUCGCUUUGAUUUGGAAACCACGGAUCUGGAACUUAGUCGAGCUUUGGCAUAUUUACGAGAUGAAUUUGUUGCAAGAUUGGAAGAGCUGUUCCAACAGAAAGCAUCAAGUCCUCGAUUUAGCACAACCGCUAAAGAGCAGGCAAGACAACAGAUUCGAACUCCCAUUGAAUGGGCCUUUGAGAACCAUUUGUACACAUGGAAACUGCAUUUGAAGAAGGCUUCCGAUGAACGUGCCAUGCACGAGCUUUGGAUUCAUUUCACUGGGGUUCUGAAUCGUCAUCUCGAGACUUCUGGUCAUCGAUCAUGUUUGUCAGAAGAAGAGUCACGGGAGCUUUUCGAUAGCGAAUGGAAGAUGUAUGAAGCAUCAUUCCUGGAGCGACUGAAAGGUCUCACAAAGGAUUGGCAGACUUUGGCUCAUGAAGUCACUCUUUUGUUCAAUCAUGCCGUAGCAAAACUUCACCAUGAAACUGGUGCCUUGGCUCUCUUGAAAGAAGCAGGGCCUCAGCAGUUGGCUUCAGAUGGACGGCCUUUGCUUCAGCAAAGUAACGAAGAAUGGGAGGAGCAUUUUUUCCACAUCGGCUGGUGGGGUGCCAUGAAGCAUGGCUUAGCUUUGCUCCAAGCUGGAGGCAAUCUCUCCUUGGAUUCCACCUCCUCGGUGCAUGGCAUCAUCCCACGGAUGCGACAAAAUGUUCAGCACGGGCUGCAACAACUGAAGUCUGAAAUCCACGCCCGCGGCGUCUUGGACGAGGCCACCGCGGCGGAUGCCCUGCGGCACGUGGCCAAUGUGAUGCUGAACGACUUGGAGUCCCGGCUCCUGUCGGAUUGUCAUUCUGGUGUCACUUUGAAGAGAGCUCAGAUUCUGCAUGCUUUGCACAUGGCCCUUCGAUCUAUAUCCUUGGAAGCCCUUGAAGAUAUCGAAACCGAGAAGCAGAAAAAAGCCAUGGACGACUUGUUGGCACAAAAGGCUUUGGUUGAAGAACAUUUUCUUUUGAUUGUGCAGGCCAACAAGGGUGAUGUGGAAAGGGCCACGAAUUUCGCUACUUUGUAUCAUCGCUCUUUGAGCAGCUGGCUGGAUCACGAAGUGACGCAAUUAGCAGCAGACGUUCGCAGCCAAGUUCUACAGCAGAUGCCCGAUCCACAAAAAUCCGUCGAGAUGGCCUUCCAGAUGUCUUUUGGUUCCCGAAACUGGAGCGAUGUCUUGGAGUAUGUCUUGGAUACCAACGCCUAUUUGGAGAAACAGUUCCUGCAGAUUUUUCAUCAGCAGAAGAGGUCCUUUGUUGGGGCGGCCCGCUCCCGUGUGGAGAAACGAAUCUUCAGCGCAUAUCACCUCCUUCAAGAUGUGGUUGGCCAAUGGGCCAGAAAGGAGGUCUAUCCGACUGAGAAAGUUGAUAUCACCAAACCUCAGGGCGAAGGAAGCAGCACCAACCGCCGCUCCAUCAAAGAGUUGAAGGACUUUAUUUCAAUUCAUGCCGAGCAUGUCCCCACCAACGCGGACAUUGCUGAGGCGCAUCGACAACUGGCCGAACGUUUGCCGGCGACGGCAGAUUUCCACAUCGCAGACCCCAAACUCUUUGCGGAAACUCUGCAGGCCCGAAUAAGUGAUUUUGCCGAUUCGCGAGAGAUCCCGAAACGGCUUUCGGAACAGCUUCAGAAGGCACCCGCUUGUUGUGGAUCUGCUGUUCUUGUUUUGAGAAACGGACAGAUGUCAUGGUUUCAAUUUGAGUAA